Sinocyclocheilus rhinocerous is the source of this 719-nucleotide messenger RNA. RefSeq names its product thyrotropin subunit beta-like. Gene Ontology annotation, molecular function: hormone activity. Lineage: Eukaryota; Metazoa; Chordata; Actinopteri; Cypriniformes; Cyprinidae. The record is from RefSeq and is a predicted model, not a curated record. The transcript is spliced from 2 exons. Gene Ontology annotation, cellular component: extracellular region; cytoplasm. Bases 118 to 519 code for a protein of 133 amino acids. Gene Ontology annotation, biological process: G protein-coupled receptor signaling pathway.
CACGAGGAACUCUGACCAAAUCAAAAUCUGACUUGUUAAAAGAAGGAUUCCCAACUGCACUGACCAGAACAUCAGCAAUCCUCCAGAGGAAGAUUUUGUGUUUGGAAGAGGUGUUGGAUGAAGAUGAAGAUGUUGUUUUGCAGUCUGCUGUUUGUGUUGGGAGGAGAUGUUCUCCUGGCCUGCUCUCUGAAGAACUACACGCUGUACGUGGAGAGACACGAGUGCGGUCACUGCAUGGCCGUCAACACCACCAUGUGCAGCGGAAUGUGCUUCACACAGGACACUAACGUGAGAGGAUUUGUGGGCAAGCGUUUCCUGAUUCAGAGAGGAUGCAUGCAUCGUUCUCUGGUCUAUCAUUCUGCUAAGAUGCCCGGCUGUCCUGUCCACAUUGACCCGCUCUUCUUUUAUCCGGUGGCACGCCAGUGUCGCUGCACAAAAUGCAACACUACCAGGAACGAGUGUGUUUACAAGCCAAAUUACACUCCCAGCAAAUGCUCCGAGCACCUGCUUGCCGUCUGAAAUCAAUCGACAAGGGGCCUUCCUCACAAUAAAAUUCAGUUCUGAUAACCUUUUUUCCCCCUCUAAUGUUCUGGUAACAUUUGUUCUAUUAGAAAGUGUUUCUCAUUUCAGCUAUAUAGAAAGAGUAAACAAUAUGGAUGGUUUUGUAAUAAUGUUGUAUAUAUAUAAUACACACACACACACGUACAAAAUCCAGCUAG